UAAUAUUAUCAAGCAUAUAUUUCGUAAUCAAGAUUAUGUUUGUCUUUUUAACGACUCGAUCCCUUGAAGAUACUUUUUGAAGAACAUUUUUAGAAACAGCUAACUCGUUUGUAGACCAUAUACAUGUAUCUAAAUGAUUGAUUACUAUUUCUAUCGCGGAGCUGUCAUGCAUUCCAGUAUCAAAGGAAUUCAGCCGUUAAUACCAUACAAUUAAGAGUUAGACCUCAUUACCUCAAAGUGGACAUACUUAACUCGUUAUCCCGCUUGCACAAUAAACGUUAUUUAGGAGAAAAUCUGUAUUACUCCCGCGUUAUUACGAAUAUUAAAAACUCUAAGCGUGUAGCUCCAUCUAGUGAAACAAAACAGAAACUCGGAAAGUCUGAACUGAAACUUUAACAGCUGUUCAGCUAUCGAUUUUCCAGUUGCCCGCAAGCAAGUUCACUGCGUAACCACCUGCCAAAUCACGGCCUCACUUUAGCCCAGUUACAGGCUAUUUCUAGUGUCAUCUCUCAUAAAUCAUUCACAAUUAAGGAUAAUUUAUAGUUUCGGUUGAAUUAUGACUGCAACAGUGCCGAUGGCAUUGUAUUUGCCUUGAAAAACAUCCUCAAGGACUUGUUUGUGUUUGUUUUCCAAUUAAAACAGUGAUAAGGACGUAAAUAAUGGAACAUUCUCUCAGUGCUGGUUUGCAUAGAAGAAAUUUUAUAAGCACUCAUUCUGAUGAUCUGCCUAUGGAUAGAAUACGUUUAGUGGCGCCUAUUAACAGGUUUACAAUUUUUCAAGGCAAUUUUAAUAAUGAUGACGAUGAUUAUCCAAGAAAGCCUUAUAAAACGAAGACCAAGUUGACAAUUGCGGGGCUCGUCGUCCUCGUUAUUUCAUUAGGACUGGCCGGUUACUUCAUAGGCGGUGCAGACUACAAGGCGGCACAUCGUUUGGCGAAUCCGCCGGACCCUAUAGAACCAUUGAAACCUUCAGCAUCAACUUUACACGUGUUUCAAAAAGCGGCUGUUUGCACGGACUCGCCGCAAUGCUCACAGAUCGGCAGAGAAAUCCUGCUGAAGAAUGGCUCAGCGGUGGAUGCAGCGAUCGCCGCCAUGUUCUGCAACAGUCUACGGAAUCAGCAGAGCAUGGGUCUGGGGGGUGGAUUCUUCAUGACCGUUUAUAUUAAAGAAGAGGAGAAGGCGUACACCGUGAUAGCCAGGGAGAAGGCUCCUGCCGCCGCUACUGUUGACAUGUUCAACGGAGACUUCACAAAGGCUUCUAAAGGUCCGCUAGCCGUUGGAGUUCCCGGGGAACUACGUGGUAUGUGGGCAGCACACAGGCGCUGGGGCAAACUACCCUGGGACAGUUUAAUCGAGCCAACCCUGCAGAUAUGCAACGAGGGCUUCCCACUUUCCAAACCUAUGUACGACGCCUUGGACAAAGCACGAGCCUACGUGAAGAAUGAUGUCAAUUUGGCGAAAAUGUACUACAGUUCUUCAAUGGAGAGGUUUCAUAGACCAGGAACAAUCGUGAAGCCAAGUGAAGCCCUUUGCAAUACGUUCAAGAGGAUAGCCAAGAAUGGCGGAGACGACCUGUACAAUGGCACUUUGGCUGAAGACUUCGUUGAAGAUCUGAAAAGGAUCGGAAGUAUUAUCACCGCUGAGGACAUGAGAAAUUAUGAAGCUAAAAUAACAGAGCCCAUGACAGUGCCUCUGGGCAACGGUGAUACUCUAUACACCCCACCGCCGCCCAGCAGUGGGCUUAUUCUCGUGAAUAUACUUAACAUCUUGAGUGGGUACGGCUUCAAUGCGGCCAGCAUCAAUAGCACUGAAAACAUGAUACUCACUUAUCAUAGAAUAAUAGAAUCAUUUAAAUACGCGUACGCGACCCGCACUAAAUUGGGCGAUAUGGAGUUCCUGGAUUUGAAAGAGUUGAUAAAUAACGUUACGAAGCCGGAGUAUGGCGCGGAAAUCCGUAUGAAAAUCAACGAAUCAUCGACAAGUAACGAUACUGCAACGUACGGAGCUGAAGAUUAUAAUCCUCCUGAUUCUGGGACCGCUCACAUAUCUAUCAUAGGGACAAAUGGGGACGCUGUUUCCGUAACCAGUUCCAUCAACUUUUACUACGGUGCUGGUUUUUCGACCCUCAACACCGGUAUCGUGAUGAACAACGUAAUGGACGACUUCUCAUCACCUGGAAUCAUUAAUUAUUUCGGCUUAAAGCCUUCGCCCGCUAACUUUAUAGCGCCAGGCAAAAGGCCGUUGUCUUCAAUGAGUCCAAGCAUUAUUGUAGAUAAGAAUGGAAAUGCGAAGAUGGUGAUCGGUGCCUCCGGAGGAACCAAAAUCACAACGGGUAUUGCUUUGGUGACAAUGGGCAAGCUAUGGUUCGGUCAGACAAUCAAAGAAGCCGUGGAUAGCCCCCGAAUACACCACCAAUUGUUUCCUAUGAACAUCGAAUAUGAGUACGGAAUUAUUGAGGACGUAGUGAAAGGACUAAGGGAGAAAGGUCACGGCAUGAUUCGGUACAGAGAUAGGGGGUCAGUGAUAUGUGCCCUCUUUAGAAACAAAACGGGGAUUUACGCAAACGCUGACUUCAGGAAAGGAGGGGACGUCGCCGGUAUGGACUGAACGAAGUAUUUAUAAUUCUAAUAUUUAAUGACUUUAUAAUUUGUGAUUUAGAAAAAAAAACUCGUGUCACAACGACCGCGUAACUCUAUAUUACAAUUCUGUUUCUUCAUUUAACAAGAAAAAUAAAGAAGUGUAAAUGUCAAAUCGUUUUGACGUUUGAUGCAUGCAUGACGUUUGAUGCAUGCAUGACGUUUGAUGCAAGCAGGAUGAUGUAUGUAUGAGUUGAGCCAUAGAUUAUACACAUAAUUUAAUCGAGAAGUUGAGCUAUUAUGAGUAGAUCUUUGUCAAACUAUUAUUUGAUUAAUGUUGCGUUUAUAUUUUUUGAUUUGGCACUCAUGCUGCUAUAAUUCAAUGUUUUAAGUGUAAAAAAAUAAAUAAAAAAUAAAUCACAAACAUUUCAUUUUUUAUAGUGUAUAAUUUUGUUCAAUAAAUGCCUGUUAUAUCAUUUUACACAAAUCAUUAAAUCAUUUCAUGUUUCUACAUAAGUAUGUAUAAAAUAAAAGUACAUUGAAUAUCAAACGUAUAAGUGGAAUUUACAUACAAGUCUAUUUUGGGCUCUGUAAUUAUAUAGUAGAGUAAAUAAGAAAAAUCAUUAAAUUAAAAUAAAAACAAUAAAAUUGUACAUAUAUUAUUAGAAAACCCGUUGGCGGUUUCACUCAUAAUACAAAAUUGCUUCAUUAUUUUUUACAGCAAUUAAUAGUUAAUUUUAAUAAAUAUUACGAUGCUGUAUUGUGAAUUUCUUUAACUGUUAAAUUACGCUUAUCUUAAUUAUUGGAACUUAAAAAAUAUUAUGUCGAAGAAAGGUAUAGAACUGAUUGUAACUCGUGAUAAUAAGGGAGGAAUGGAACUGUGUUAUAGACUAUUGUUAGACUUUUAUAACGUUAUUUAAUUUAAAUAAUUAUAAAUGUAGUUUGUAUAAAUUCGUUUGUUAAAUGAUUUUAUUUACUAAAACGCACAGUAUAUAUACUUCUAUAUAUAAAAUUAUUUCUAUAAUCAAGUAGAUUCAAAUUACGUUGUCUACAUCACUAUAGCUUGCAUAAUUAAUUUUUAACAACGUAACUAAAUAACUGUAGAUAAUAAAAAAGUUAUUUCGUAAUUUGAAAUUUGAUUGUAUGCAGUAUUUAAUGAGUGAUGUUUGUGGACUAUAGUUUUCAAUGGAUUAAAAUUAAUUCAGUAUUGUUAUAAUAUAUUACAAUUAAGCUAGUCUGUUUUAUGUAAUAAUAUGUAUGAGAUCUGCUAAAGCGAUCGAGUUCUCAUUUUCGUCUGCAUUCGUCAUAAUCCUAUAAACAACCAGUCUGGUUUUUUUUUCAGUAUAAGUAAAAUUAAAACGAUUUUUGUAGUUGAAAAAUAAAAGUUCUUGAAUAUU
Messenger RNA from Bombyx mori (domestic silkworm), 3972 nucleotides. Its product is annotated as glutathione hydrolase 1 proenzyme. The coding region runs from base 660 to 2606 and encodes 648 amino acids. The transcript is spliced from 10 exons. Gene Ontology annotation, cellular component: plasma membrane. Gene Ontology annotation, biological process: glutathione catabolic process. Lineage: Eukaryota; Metazoa; Arthropoda; Insecta; Lepidoptera; Bombycidae. The record is from RefSeq and is a predicted model, not a curated record. Gene Ontology annotation, molecular function: glutathione gamma-glutamate hydrolase.